UUGUAUCAUAGCAGCUCUAUGAAUUUCAGGGCAUUCGGGGUCGCUCCCCUCAGCCACUCUUAGUUCCACUACUCAUUCUACAAGUCUUUAAUCUUUCCCCUAUAUUAUUAGCUACACCCUGCAAUUGGUCGUCCUCGGUCCCCAGUUUGGCGUAAAGAUCUGGUGAGGAGUCUAGUGCCCCCAAGAGAACGAUUUUCAGUGUCCGAUGGAAGAAGCGCAUGAAAGACACCGAAAUAAGCUCCGGGACAGGAGGUCUGAUCUCCGUCUGAACGUGGUCAAGAGCAUUGACCCACGAUUCUAAGGAGCCCAACAGGGCCGUCUUCUCGGCUAGCAGUCGAAGAGCGGCUCCUAUCGAUUCGACUUGCGACACUUUGUCGAGGAAUUCAAGCGUCGAUGCCGCGAUCCUUGUGAUCCCUCUCCGCAUAUCGGGCGCGAUCGAACACACAGGCACCGUCGUCCCGCUCAUGUCGGCUGUUGCUGGAGGAUCCGCGAACUUACACGGUGCAGCAAACAGCUUGAUGAUGAAUACAUCCAGGAGAGGUAGUUGGUCAUGCUGUGCUGGCACCAAAUCAUUCGCGGCAACAAAACCUGGCCUUGCCCGGUACUCGUGCAUGAUCCUGAGUCCUCGAACCAUAUGCUGGGCCAUAGCAGCGUAAUUGCCCCGCAAUUGCUCGAUGCUGAUGAAGAUCUCACAGCAAAGUAAUGCCGACUUCAACCCGCUUGAACCCGGAGAUAACAAGUUUGUCGCAAGACCUCCCAAAGCCAUACAGUAUUGCUGGACGCCAUAGUCAUAGCUUCGGGUCUGCUGCGCGAUAGACGCUGGAACGUCUCCGGACGUCUCGAGAUCUUCCCGAAGAGCUCUGAGAGACAUGACUGCGUGUCGUAUAGGCGGAUCAGUCAAGCUGGCUUGGAGGAGUUGUCUUGCUUCUUCGUCACAGCCCAGAUUCACGUCGAACAUGGUUUUGGUUGAGAAGUAACGAUUGAGCAGGUCGAUAUCUUGAGGGGCGAUCUCAGUCAACGUGGGCCGGAUGGCUGGCAAACCAUCUCUUGAUUUGAUGCCACCAGCAUUGGCAUUUUGGAUGGGUGGACUGGUGAAAAAUCUAAAGGGAGACUCGUAGCCGUCGCAAGUACGACCAGUGUCGACACAUUUUUGGCAAAACGGCUUGUUCUCGUCGCAUUUGACCUUCCUGAUUCUAUUGCUAUGUCAGCACAACUAUUGAAGAUCUAGCCAGCCGGGUGUACACUGGUGAUGGGAUAUACUGACCUGCAGGUUGCACAACCGGUUUUUACCUUCGUUCUAGAUUGGAUGUUCCGAUUGCGGUGGACAAGGCUUCUGGCCAUGGGUGGGCGGACAUGGGACAACUUCGCUUGUCGCGCAAUACCUUAGAGGUGAGAGGAAGAAUCGUAGCAGGCAAGAAAUCCGAGCAGGUGAAUCAAAAUAAUGCAGCUUGAUUCAUGACCGGCACCAUGAGGAAGGGAAGUCGGUGUCGGCGACUAUCUCUCCCGAGUCACCCCCCGGGGCGCCAACACUAGCUCGAUUGGGUAGCGAGAGCGAACCCACCAACCAUGGAUGCGAUUCAGGGACCUUCAUCCUUCAUCCUCCUAUCAGGCUACCAGCACACGCCACAUUCCUGCAAUUGACACGAUUAUCGUCGUCGCUUCUCGAGGCCCAAAUGUCUCAAUAUAAGCUGGGUGGCCCCCUGAUCUCUGUCGAAAUGACUCCAAGCACUUGCACAUGUCGAAGCUCAUCACGAAUAGCCAACUACUGCACCGGUCGAAAAUGGCAGCUUUCAUUCUAUAUGGCUCUCGUGGUUCGACCAACACCGAUCGUAUUCGUCUGACUCUCGCCGAAGGUGGCUUCAUCUAUUACGACCUCGUGCCUCUCAACCUUCAAAAAGGGGAGCAGAAGUCCGAGGAAAACAUGAAACGUCACCCAUGGGGUAAAGUACCCAACAUAACUUUCCCCGGAGGAUUCGCUCUCUACGAGAGUCGCGCAAUUUGCAAAUACCUGGCAAGGAAGUACUCCAUUCCACUUUUACCGCCGGACGCGGACCUCGAGGCUGCGGCGCUGUUCGACCAGGCAGAGUCGGUAGAAAUGCUCUACUUCGCCGAGCCUGCUGGUCGAAUCGUCUACGAGAAAUUCGUCAAGAAAUUCAGGGGGCUUCCUCCCGAUGACGCCGUGGUCUCGGAUGCACUGCGGUCGGUCGAGCUGUUUUUCGACGUUGCAGAACGUCUCCUAGAGGACAAAGACUACAUGGCUGGAAAGAACUUCACCCUCACGGAUAUCUACUACAUUCCACUGAUCCAAAGACUUUUCGUGUGCGGCUACGGACAUUUUAUCCUCAGUCGCAGAGCUGUGAGUGCUUGGUGGGACCGCUGCGUGAAUAGGCCCGCCAUAAAGGAGAUGUUGGCCGCUGACAAGGAGGCUACAGCGGCUGCUAGUAAAUAG
This is a messenger RNA of Exophiala xenobiotica, 2449 nucleotides long. RefSeq lists its product as uncharacterized. Gene Ontology annotation, molecular function: glutathione binding; glutathione transferase activity. The coding region runs from base 1736 to 2449 and encodes 237 amino acids. Gene Ontology annotation, cellular component: cytoplasm. NCBI's taxonomy places the organism in Eukaryota, Fungi, Ascomycota, Eurotiomycetes, Chaetothyriales, Herpotrichiellaceae. The transcript is spliced from 2 exons. The record is from RefSeq and is a predicted model, not a curated record.